UGUUCAAGCAAGGCCAGCAUUGGGGAGGACUCGUCUCCUCACUCGACGCCGGUGCUGCAGGCAACAUCAAACAACCACGAUGACAGCCGCGAUGAUAAAGUCGGGACUCCAACGCUAUGCCGUGCAGCUGGGACGUCCAUUGCCAUCUCGGACGCGGAUUGCUGGCUGCAGAUUUCUCACAACGUCAACGCAUGCAUUACUACCAGCAUCCAAUCCAAACCCAUUGGGUUAUCUGUGCUCACCUACGCAAUUUCAGAACCUGCUCAAGAACGAAGCCAAAGCGGUCGAUGCCUUUCUGAAAGGAACGAGGACGAACAAGACAACGUUUGUGCAAGAACUGGAAGCCACAGUGCGAGAUCGACAUGCAAGCCCGUCGUGGGACUGCAUUGGAAAGUUUCUUUACUUGUUGCGUCAACCUGGAGAGUCAUUGGGCUGGUUGCCGUCGGCAAGCUCAACCGGGGGUCGAGCCAAGUUGCCCACGUAUGUUCGCCAACAUUGCGAAACGGGUGCCAUCCAGCCACUCUUGGAGUGUGGGCCGGAUACUGGGGCACCUGUAUCGCUUGCUUUAUCUCCCGAGCAGCGUCUUGUCGCCUUCUUGUUUCCUACAAGGCGCGCGCACUGCUUUAACGCGAAAAUCUUCGACUUGGGUUGGAGCAGCCAUUCAUCAUCCGCGGUAGCGAAUGCGCCGGCGCCGCGUCCAACCCUCGUUGCCGAACUGGACAAUGUUCACGAGCUGGUGCUUGGUACGCUCAACGACACUGUCGCUGGUGUGCCCGUCUUUUUCACGCGCGCAACCCCAAGUGGUCGAGUCGAUCGCCUCUUUGUUGCGGCCGUGCCGUCGCAAGCCUCACCAGCCACUAACUCCACCGCGUUCAAGCCGUACGCUCACCUGGUAUACCAAGAAACCAACCCUGCCUUUUCCAUCGACCUGUCUCGGACACACGAUGCUCGAUGGAUUUGCGUCCGAUCUGGAACGCGGACGCUGCAACAUGUUUGGGUAGUAAACGGACGCACUCCCAUCAUGCUCCAUCCAACCACCAAGCAGUCAAGGCUGCAGCUUGUGGACAUUACUCUGAACAGCUCUGCUGUCGGUCGGGAGCACUACCUGAGCCACCGGAACGACCAAUUUCUGCUGCUUACGAACAGCGGAGCGAAUAGCGAAAAUCAAGUCUUGUUUGCACCCAGUCCGCCUGCCUCCGAUGAGCACGAGCCGAUAGAAGGCAUCACAAUGCUGCUGGAGCGCCAGUCAAGCACGAAACUCUUGAUUGAACAAUCCGCUCCGGGCUUCUUGUGGACCGAGUGGUUGCCCAAGGCUGCGUUUCAUGGUGCGUCGAUUGUGGAUAUUCAGGUUCAAGACGGCCAGAUUGUUCUCUUUCUAUCGAAACGGGGCCGACCAGCAAUCUCCAUUGUCAGCUCGGUCGCUGCUGCCGCAGACACGACGCGACAAUUGCAUCAUUUUGUUCCGCCCCACACCCACGCCAAUCAUCAUCUGCAACAACUCGCGACGGAUCGGCUGCUGACAUUUUCAUCAAUGAAAACCGGCCAAUUUCACAUUAUCUGGAUUCAUUUUGAUGCGACCAUUGCCAGCGUUCACCAAAGCAAGACCCCCAAGAAUGGUGAAUUGGCUCUUCGGUUGCGGUCGGCAGCCAUUGCUCGAGACAUUGAAGUGGGAAUCGCAAUGUGGCCAGCGCCAAAAGUGAUUUGGGCACAACCGUCGUGGCUCUCGUCUUCCGAGCUAGCAGCCAUGUCUACUGCCGACAAUGCGGGAUGGAUGAGCAGGAUGAGUCGGUUUCUUCAUGAGCGGUAUUCGCUCGCUCGCAAUGGACCCGUCCCUCCGUCGCUCGAUCUUGACAAGUUUGUCAGCUACUCGGUGCGUGCUCGCUCCUUGGAUGGAACGACGAUGGUACCCAUCACCCUCGUUCACGCCAUCGAUGUACCGCUCGACCAGCCUGUGCCGCUCUUGGCCACUGGGUACGGCGCCUAUGGAGAAGACGCCCUGGACAUGUUUGGUCGAGAUGAAAUGACUGAGGCCUUGUUGAGGCGCGGCUGGAUUCUUGCGCUGUGCCAUGUCCGUGGUGGUGGCGAGCUUGGACGAACUUGGUAUCAAGCGGGGCGUCGAGAAGGCAAACCAAACUCCUUCCUAGACUUUGCAGGCUGCAUCCUAGCCCUACAGCAAAGACCGUUGGCGCUGACCAGCAAUAAUCCUGCCACCCGACCACCAUGGUGCCCUGCUGACGCUCCCGGCACAACGCCCGAGAACUGUCGACUAGAAUAUGACAGCCCUUCGCCUGUUGGCACUCGCUCUGCCCCUUUCACAACUCCGCAAAUGACCGCGCUCAAAGGCGUGAGUGCUGGCGGCCUACUGGUUGCCACGACGCUAUUAUCGUUUCCUGGAAUUGCUCAAAGUGGAAUCUUGGCAUCUGCGUUCGUGGAUCCCUUGGCAGAGAUGCUGGACUCCACAAGAACACUAUCCCAACGCGAGCACGACGAGUGGGGAAAUCCGCUCGUUGAUUCUUCCGCGCGCAAACGGAUCGAGUCCUUCUCCCCAGUGACUCUUGCAGAUAGUUCCUUGGCGUCCAGGCUGCGACAGGCUCAAGGCUUGGAUGUGCAGCACCCACUAGGCUACCCAUACUCGCACAUGCUGUUUACGGUUGGCACGCGAGAUACGAUUGUCCCAUUCACACAAACCCUGCGGCUCGUGGCCCAGCUUCGAGCUGAAACUGCCAAGAACGUCGGCAACGCGACAACACCAUUGCUUCUGUGUCAUGUCAUGCCAGACCAAGGACAUGUCGUAGAAGGUGCGUCCGCGUUUGUGCAAACUUCAAGUAUAGAAUUGAGUUUCCUCACGGAUUGUCUGAGCCGUGUCAGUGGUUGAUUUCCGCGGUCCAACGGCGAAUAAGUCACUACAAUUGUCGGCGUGUGUGUAUCGAUAGUGCAAUACAGGAACGUAAAAAUCA
Capsaspora owczarzaki ATCC 30864 is the source of this 2957-nucleotide messenger RNA. RefSeq lists its product as hypothetical. The record is from RefSeq and is a predicted model, not a curated record. Bases 80 to 2875 code for a protein of 931 amino acids. The transcript has 3 exons. Gene Ontology annotation, biological process: proteolysis. NCBI's taxonomy places the organism in Eukaryota, Filasterea, Ministeriida, Capsasporidae. Gene Ontology annotation, molecular function: serine-type endopeptidase activity.